GUAAGAUCGAUGACCGCACAGCAUGCAAGAAGUUUGGAGAGUUGAAGGACGAAGUGCCCCGCUUUCGGGCAAGCUUACGGUUGGCACCACAGGCUCCACUGUUCAUGCGUCAGAUUAGCCUGGCGAAUCAUGAGCUGGGCGACCGUGCGGUGAGAGCCCUCGUGGAGCCCCGUCCCGUCUGGCCAUGAACUCCGUCCAGCCAGCAACCAUCCUUUGCUCUCACCGGAGUGCUGGCUUGACACCGAGGCGCGCCGUGCCACACGGCCUCCCGUCGCGCAACCGAGCAGUGCACGGGCUCCGCGUGGUCGUGGUGUCGACGUGGCGCCGCCGGAUCUCGACCCGACCGGGUCGACGGGGCGUUGCGGCCAGCAGCGCGGGCGCCAGCGCCGCUGCGGAGGGCGCUGCCGGGGGCGCCGAACGUCGCAAGCAGUUGUCGCUGGAGAAGUUCUUGAUGCUGCCAGAGAAGUGGACGAAGGCCACGAACGCCUCGGCGAACGCACGGAGUCCGAGUCCAACGAGUGACGCGGAAACCGCUUCGUCGCGACUGGGAGCCACUCGAGCGCGCCGGCAGCUGAUGCUGGAGAAUGCGGCAGCCAAGGGGGACCUGGAGCAUUUGAGGGAUCUCCUGGAGGUAUGCGCAGCCAUCGUUGAUCCAGGACCGCAAGAGGCCUGGGAACCUCAUCUCUAUCCUGGCUGCAGUUACCAGAAGGCCUCAUAUCCCACGAAGCCCGGAGGACCCCAUGCGGUUGAACAUGAUGAUGGGCCUGAUGAGGGCGCGGAGUCGGAGGCGCCUACCGUGGAUGCCCUGGUUGAAGAUCAGGAAGAGGCAAGUGUGGGCGGCCAGACCUCGCCGCCAAUCAAGAAGAUCGAUUCCAGCGAGUUGAUCACUCCUCCACCUCGGAGUGUGGACAACAUCGAGACCCAGCCCAUGCUUCCCUCCGAAGCCGCGGUCUAUGCCAAAGCGUAUGAGGCCAAGCAACGCAAUGCUAGGAAGUCUAAAGCAUACCGGAGAGCUUACAAGGAAGCGCAGGAUAACGGGUUGAGUGCAGAGGAGUGCGGUGCAUCCGCGAUGGGCUGGAAAACUCGUGCCAGCUUGAAAGGUGUUCGUGGCAGUGGUGGGGACCUCAACCUGUUACCGAGUAGGCUGACCUUAUACUCCAUCUUGAAUCAGGACACCGGCGGGCUCACGCUUUUCGUCUUCCAGGUCUUCUUUUGGAUGGCUUUGCACGGGGGCUUGUCGGCCAAAAGGAGUGUGUUCUUUGGGAACGUCUGCUCAAUGGGGCAGUUGGACAAGGGCAAGUUGACGAACAAAGAGCGUGCCAAACGCACCAAGAAUACCACAACGCGCAAAUAUGUUGACAAGUCUGGGAAGAAACGAUUUGUUGGAGAUAAGAAGGCUUUGAAGGCCAGCCAGUACCGGCCUUGGUACUUUGCAUGGUGUAGUCAAUGA
Durusdinium trenchii is the source of this 1450-nucleotide messenger RNA. NCBI's taxonomy places the organism in Eukaryota, Dinophyceae, Suessiales, Symbiodiniaceae. The record is from the annotation of a GenBank genome assembly.